UUAAUCCAAUCAUGUCAUAAUCCCCACCGAAGCUGUCUUGGAUCAUAUUUGCUCAAAUACAUUGCCAUGCCAUUUUCUACAAUACCAUACACCUCUCUAAUUAGGUGUAGUGCAUCAUUUGGUAACAUUUGUAAUGACGAAUAUAUAGGUUUUAAGAAAUCGUGUAUUUUUGUGUACGAGGUUGUAAGCACUGUAACAAUUUGUUGUUUAAAGGAGGAGAAAUUCAUCACAAAAGGGCCAAACCAUCCGUUGACAAAAAUUCAAUUUUCUCACAAUUAAAAUACAUGUUCUAACUUUUCUGCAGUCGAUAAAAAUGCAUUUCAUAGGUUUUUAGCCUUUCAACACCAGGAUUGCUUAAUUUAUCCCUCUAUAACUCGAUCACAUCCAUUGAAUAAUAAUAAUAAUAAUAAUAAUAAUAAUAAUAAUAAUAAUAAUAAUAAUAAUAAACAACAGGUGGUUAAAGUGUCGAUUGUUAUAGGAAUGACACCAUAGCACAUUUUAUAGACGACAUGAAAUGAUUGAGUAAUCUGAAUCAAUAGACUAUCGGUGUAUAAUGCCACUAGGAAACCCGAACUAUUAAGGGGUCGUUUGGAUGAGGAAUUGUAACGGAUCAAUUUGACACAAUUGUCUCGUUUUGAGACAAUUGUACCAAAUUGCCUCGUUGCCAGCAAAAAAAUUGGAUGGAUCAAUCUGCCUGAGGUAUUUUGAAUUGAUCCGUUUUGAGUCAAUUUCAAUUACCUGGGGUGGGGGCAGGUAAUUCGAAUUGACUCGUUUUAAUUGCCUCGUUUAUAAAACGAGACAAUUGAUCAAAUUGACUCAUUUUUAGAUUGAUCCAUCCAAACGACCCCUAAGAAUGUGUCAUUUGUGUUCUAAAGUAUUCAAUAUGACAUGUGUCCUAAAAUAUUUUUCCGUUAGAGUUGACCAGCGUUGACCGUUAGUAUUUAACAAAUGGCACAUUCUUAAUAGUUCGGGUUAGGACAUAAAUGACACAAAACUAUGAUAGAUUGGGACAUAAAUGACACAAAACUAUAAUAGUUUGGGACACAAAUGCCAUAUUAGAUACUUUAGUACGCAAAUGACACAUUCUUAAUAGUUCGGGUUUUCUAGUGGUAUUAGCCAUUGAUUUAUCAGCCAAACCUGGAUGAUGUUGCAUCUAGGGGUGGAAAUCGGUACUAUAUCGGUAUCUCAAUACCAAAUACCGAAAUCCAGAAUACCGAAUUACACCCUCAAAUCAAUCCCAAUCCCUGAAUAAUUUUGGUAUCCCAAUCCCAAUCCCUAAAUAUUUUGGUAUACCAAUCGGUAUUAUCGAAUACGAAAUUAAUUACCUUUACAAUUAAUAAUUAAAUAUAUAAAUUAAAUCUUAUUGUUUAAUAUAGGAAAAAGAGACUAAGCAAAGAGUUUUGUGUUUGGCUAGACCUAGAAUAUGGAUAAGGAGAAUGGAGGAGAGGUGACAUCUCAAGUUUUUGUCAUUGGUAAUCUUUAAUUUGACGAAUUGCCUGCUGAGAGAAGACUAAAACUAGUGUUUUCUUUUUGAUGUUAUGAAAAUAACAAUAGAUUGUUGGUUGAGGGUCGUGUAGUAGUGAAUGAGAGAGUAUAGUUGAGAGGAUAAAAUACACACUAGCUUAUAUUUCGGUAUUGUUCGAUAUUUUGGUAUAUACUGAUCUCAAUCCCGUAAUUCCUAAUACAGAAUAACAAUUCAAAUUGAAUCACAAUUCAAAUUACAAGAAAUAAUACGUAUAUUCGGUAAUACCAAAUAUAAACAAAUUUGAUACAGUAUUCGGUAUAUCCCAAAUACCGAUACCAAACUUCCAGUCUAACUGCAUUCCCGUUAUUCAAUAAAGCUUGGGGUUUCCCAUAAAUAAAAAAGAUGUCCAUCGAUCUUAAUUCACUUAUUUUUGGCAUUCUCCCAAAGAACCUAUUAAUACCUAACUUGUUUGCAUUGCAAUGGAUACUUUUCAAAUGUCAGUUGUUUGAUUGGUAGCUAGGUUUGGUCGUGUGGGGCAGUCCUAAUUUGUGGGUGUGAAACAGGAAAAAAAAUAUCCCAAUUUUCCAUAGUUUUAAUUAUUUAUUUAUUUAUGCAUGCAUUUUACAUGUUGUUGGUUCUAUGUAGGGCUGCAAAUGAGUCGAGCUGAGCCGAGUUUUACCCCAGUUUGAGAUUGACUCGUUAACAAAUGAGAUGAGUUCGAGCCCGAGCCAUUUAUUAACGAGCCGAGUCGAGUUCGAGCUAGGCUUGUUUACUAAAUUCUUAGAUCAUAUUUAAUACAUUCAUUUUGUAUGUCGUGUAUGGUACAUGUGAUUGAUGUAGCGAUAAAAAAAAUAAUCAAAUGUUCAACAUUAAUUAAUCUUAUAUUAUAAUUUUUAGGUGUCAUAUUGUUUAGUUAAUAAAUUUUAACUAGUUCAAAUCAUGUUAUUUCAAUAGUAUCGAAACAAUUUUUUACAUAAUUUCUUUAUAGAAUUAAAAAUAAGGCAUAUUUUCUUACAUGUUCAACAUGUUAAACUUCACAUGAUGUGAGAUAUAUAAUUUAACAAUCCUAUGAAUUAUGAAAGUCCAAAUUAGAUCGAUUAGUCCAUAAGUCAGUGAUCAAGUUGGCCCUCAAACCACAAUGUUGAGACAUCUCAUGAGCUCUAAAUGAGCCAACUCACGAGUUAAGCUCAACAAGCCACCAAUCGAGCUAGCUCACGAGCUUCACGAGCUGAACAUAACUAGACUCAAGCUUGGCUCGUCAAUAAACGAAUCGAGUUUCGAAAGAGUUUUUCCCAAUUCGAGCCUCGAGUUGCUCGCGAAUAGCUUGGCUCAUUUGCAGCCCUAGUUUUAUGAUGAGAAUGAAUGGUAGGGUCGCUGAAUUAUUUCCUCAUGACUUUUUGUUCUUUCAUUGGAAUUUGUAGGGCCGAUGUCUAUUGUUUUUUCCUCUGUUUGUUUGUUGACAGCUGCUAGACUAUGCAAUUAAGAAUUGGGUCCCUUUGCUUUAUUUUCUUUAGAUGUUUGUUUCGAUUGUCUCACAUCACAAAUGGAUGAUGACCCUUAACUGUAAACCACAAUUAAUUUGUAUAUUGUUUUUAAUGUUAUUGGAAAUUUUUGUGGGGAUAUGCUGAUAUAGGGAAAGCCUAGCCUAACACUAUUUUUGUUAGCAUGGACUAAGAGUAGCUCCAGCCAAUAGAAAUAUUAUGUUUAGAUGAUUUUGCCAUUUAAAUGAGUUUUCCACAAUUAAGGAGGGGAAGGAGGAGGAGGGGCACGCUUGGUAGCAUUAUGAAAAAUUGAGGAAGAGGAGGGGGACCAACAGUCUUUUUUGCAUUAAAUUUAAAGAAGAGAGGGGACCACCGGAGUAGGCCGGAAACUCUUCAAAGUAUGCCAGAAUCUCAAAGCAUGUAAGAACCUCCUCAAAAUAGGUCAGAACCUCCACAAAGUAGGCUGUAAAAAAUAAAAAUUUUAGGUACUAAAAUAUAAUUUUUCAUUGAUAUUUUUUUGGACUCAAAUGUAAAAAAAAAAUUAACUUUAGAUACAAAAUAUUAAUAUCUAUUAAGUUCAUGUACCAAAAGUGUAAUUUCUAAAUGAAAUAUAGAAUAGAAACGUAAAUGGAAGGAAUGGGAAGGAAGAAAGAAUAGUUACUAUAUUACCUUUAUAGUAAGUGUUAGUAUGGGUGUUAGCACUUUGCACCAUAUCCACUCCUUGUUGAUAUAGGUUGGAAAUUACUCGGACGGUAUAUAUUCCAAGGGCUCUUUGAUUUGCAUCCAGCAUGCGGCCUGCAUCAUUAUCCUCCACCAUUCACUAGCUAGUAACAUACUAUACACUCUCACCAAAUAACCUGAUGGGUUACAACCGUAGUCGCCAGAUUCCAUUGUUACUACUUAUCACUCUGCUGUUACGGCAUCAUUGCUUCUUCUUCUUAUUAUUCCCUCCACCCAGUACUACAGCUGCCACUACUACUGCUGGCAGUUAUUACAACAUUAAUGAUCAAGAUGCAACAGCUCUCCUCCAACUCAAAGCCCACAUCACCACGACCAGCACUUCUUCUUCUUCUUCUUCAAAUCAUACUCUCGAUUCCUUGUUCCAAAACUGGACGUCGGCUGCUGCCACCGACGUUUGUAACAGCUGGGCGGGCGUCUCGUGCGGGCGCCGACACAGGAGAGUGAUCUCUUUGAACCUGGCUAGCAUGGGGCUACAGGGGACUCUGCCUCCCCACCUUGGAAACCUCUCCUUCUUGCUCUCCCUCGAUCUCAGCGGCAAUCUCCUUCACGGGGAUCUGCCCAAUGAACUAUCCAAGUUGACAAGAUUGAAGAUCAUCAACCUUUCCAACAACCUGUUUCAAGGUAGCAUCCCGCCGUCGCUUGGGGCUCUGAGUGGUUUAAAGGUCCUGAACUUGGAGGCCAACCGUCUUUCAGGUGGCAUACCAACCUCAGUUUUCAACAUUUCUUCUUUGGAGAGAUUGGAAUUGGCACACAAUAGACUCUCCGGAGGCCUUCCAGAUGAUAUGUGCAAUCAACUUGGAAAAAUCGAGGUGUUGAAUGUGUCUUCUAAUCAUCUGGAAGGUCGAAUUCCAUCGCGAUUGAGACACUGUACCAGCCUUCAGAACUUGACGUUUGCCUCCAAUUGGCUCACUGGACCGAUCCCAAGGAGUAUCGCGAAUUUGACCGCACUCAAACUUCUCUCUCUCGCCUACACCAACUUAACAGGUGAAAUUCCAGUCGAAAUUGGCCAGCUUGAAAGGUUGGAGAUACUUAUGAUGCAGAACAAUGGUCUUUCCGGAGCUAUUACACCCGCCAUAUUCAAUAUUUCCACUCUUCAGGAACUAGAUCUUUCCGAAAAUAAAUUUUCGGGAACUCUGCCACAAAAUUUGUUUAUUCCUGCACAAAACCUCCGCAAAUUAAAAUUCCAUGGUAAUCAAGUAAGCGGUCAGAUUCCUGCGAGCAUCGGAAAUUGCAGCAUGAUAAAGGAAUUCCGUAUACGCAAUAAUAAUAUGACGGGUAAGUCUAUAUUUAUUAUUCUUGUGCUUGCAAGUUUGAUGUUCCUUGGCGGCCAUAGUCCCAAAAAUUAUAUUAUAUAUUACCCAUAUAUAUGUCAAUGAUGACUGUCAAAUCACUAUAUCAUGAAAAUGAUGUCAAAUCAUUUGGGUCAAGAUAGAUAUUUGAAAACGUAUGGACAGUCGGACUGCGAAACCUUUAUAAGGUCCAAUUUUUUGUUUUCUUAUUCUCCAAGGAUGAAUUAACGGUUGAUAUUAAGGUAGACUGAAAAAGUGAGAAUAAAAAAACCAUAAUAAAAACCAGUUUAUACUAGUUUCCUAUGUGAAAUGAUUCGAUCAGGGUACUAAUUUAUAUAUGCUAAUUUUAACAAAAUAAUUACAUAACACAACCUAUAUUUAUGAAAAGUCUUUAUUUCAAGCUUUUCACUACUCGAAUACCAUGUCUCAACUUAAAAUACGCCGAUGCUCUUAAACACAAUCAAAACAAAAAUACGAACUCGAGAUCGAUUUACGUGGUUUCUCAGUGUUGUACGUUGAGACUAGUCAACGGAGAGAGAGCUUCUCAAAGUCAAUCUUAUUCUCAAGCAAGAAGUAGCAUACACGUCUUACGCAACUCGGCUGAAUCAACACAUCUAUAUACCAGCCGAGCAACCCUAAUCCCAAGAAUUAAGCUAAUAAAGGAGGUUAAAUGGUUAAUUACACAAGAACACAUGAACUUCAAAAUCCUCUCCCAAAUUGAUGAUGCUUACGCAACAUCAAUUUGUGUGCCAAAAAGCAAUUAUGAGCUUUGGCAACUGCUUGGCUAACAAGUCCGCCAUUUGAUCUCCAGAGGAGAGCUCUAUAAGUCCAUCAACAACCAACUGCCCCAAAUUUAGUGAACAUGAACUUCAAUAUGCUUUAGCACGAUUGUGAAGAACCAGAUUUGUCGCAAUUCGAAUGGAACUAGUAUUAGUAGUGCACUACCACAUGGGUAGAUGACAAGCAAUCACAAACUCAGUAACCAAGCGACCAAUCCAAACAAGCUAAGAAGUCACUUCAGUCAAUGGUUCAGGAAACCAGAUCAUACCUGCCAGUUCAAACGGGAAAUCCGGAAACCGAACAAAAAAAAGAAACGCCAUGCAAUUUGUGGAAGAAAAAGCAUAUCGGCCAAUUUUUCCGGGGUAUAGGUUUCAAUAACCCUGAAUUUCAUCCGGUAUUGAACGAACCAACGGUUCUGUGGUAGCAGGUCAAACGCUGUCUUUUCCAGUUUCAACCAAACAAAAAUUAAAUGUGGGAAAAACUAAAUCAGCGGAGGAGCAAAACCCUAUUCCAUUCAAUUUAGAGGUGGCAAUUUCAAUCCAAUUCACCAAUCCAAUCCAUCAAUCCAUUAAAAAUAUCCAAUUAAUCCAAUCCAUUUAAAUCAAAUUCUUUUUAUCCAAAUCCAAUUGGAUUGGUGGAUUCAUGGAUUGGAUCCAUGGAUCAUUGGCAAAUUACGGUUUAGUACCUAUAAUUUUUAUUUUUUACAUUUUGGUACCUAAAAUUUAUUUUUUUAUGCAAAAAAUAUCAUUGGAAAAUUACGUUUUGGUACCUAAAAUUUUUCAUUAUGACAUUUUAGUACCUAAACUUUUUAUAUUUUACAUAUUGGUCCUUGGUUGAGGAUGUCAUUUGGAUUCAUGGAUAAUCCACCAAACCACUUGAUCCAAUCCAUUAGAUCCAAUCCAUUAGAUCCAAUCCAUUUCAUCCAUGGAUCCACAAAUCCAAUCCAUUUGCCACCUCUAAUUCAAUUCAAUCUCAAUUCUCGACCUACUUUCUCUCCACUCCAUCGUCCAGCUUGCAUAGCUCUUCUUCAUGUGAGAUCGAGACCCCCAUUGUUCUCCAAUCCAUCAUCCAGCUCGAGCUGAGUGCUCAUGGAUCCCUCUCUUAUCCCGAGUCCUAGCCGACGUCGCCGGUGUUCUCCUGGCCGCCAUUGUUUAAGAAGAGGAAGAGGAAGAGAAAGAGAGAGAGACAGAUGAAUGAUCGGGGGAGAAGAAGAGAGACAACGGAAAAUAAACAAGAGAGGGAGAGAGAGAGAGAGAAAGAGGCGUACAAGACUAAAAGAUAAAGGGAAAAAAGUAAU
Linum trigynum is the source of this 7053-nucleotide messenger RNA. The record is from the annotation of a GenBank genome assembly. Lineage: Eukaryota; Viridiplantae; Streptophyta; Magnoliopsida; Malpighiales; Linaceae.